This is a messenger RNA of Belonocnema kinseyi, 921 nucleotides long. RefSeq names its product piggyBac transposable element-derived protein 3-like. Lineage: Eukaryota; Metazoa; Arthropoda; Insecta; Hymenoptera; Cynipidae. The transcript is spliced from 2 exons. The coding region runs from base 1 to 921 and encodes 306 amino acids. The record is from RefSeq and is a predicted model, not a curated record.
AUGCCGAAAGUUAAACUUUCCAAAUCAGAAAAUGCGAGAAAGAGACAUCGUAUCAAUACAGUAGAAAAUACUGAAAAAGAAAAUCACGUUGAUGCAGUUUUCAUUCCUGAUCCAGACGAUUCUGGUGAAUCUGAUCAUAUUGAAGAUGAUUUGUCGUCUAUUGGUGACGAAGGUAAUAAGCAAGGUGAUAUUGAAAUGGGUGAAGAGUAUUCAAAGACUCAGACAUUUCAGUCGUACCAGAAAGUAUUGGAAAAUUAUAGUACAAGUCAGAAAAAAUUGAAAGAAGAACAUAUUUAUAAUUGGAUUGAUGGAGAGAUGAUGUAUAGUGAUACUCUAGCAAAUGAUAUCUUACUGUCUGAGGUACAAAAGAAAAAAGUUCUUGCUAGUUCACCAACAGAUUUAUUUGAAAGUAUUAUUAUUUCCACAAUGUUUAACAAACGAUUGUCACAAAGAGAUUAUUGGUCUUCAAAAACUUUGCUACGGUCUGAUGUAGUAACAUCAUCUAUGGGCCGUCGUGAAUUUGAAACUAUAAAAUCUAGCAUCAAAUUUUACAAACCAGACGAUGAAGACGCAAAGGAUAAGGCCUGGCGUGUACGUCAAAUUCUGAACAUUUUCAAUGACAAUAUCAAGACUUUUGGAUAUUUUUGUACAGCACUUUCUAUUGAUGAAAUUAUGAUAAAAUUUUACGGAAAAAUCAGUUUCAAGCAAUUUAUCAGAGGAAAACCGAUUCGAUUUGGUAUCAAAAUGUGGGCAUUAUGCGGUUCGAAUGGUUACUUAUUUCAUUUUGAUAUUUACUGUGGCAAAAAUAAAAAAGUGGAUUUCCUACCCAGAAUUGCUCAAGGUAGUCAAGUUGUUUUACAAAUGCUUCAAGAAUUUUUGUUCAAGACUUCUCCUCGUAAUAGACUUCAGUGUCAUAUCUAA